AUGAGUGAGGCCAUACGCAGGGGCGGGAUUGCUCCCCCUCAGGGGGGCGUGGCCGCGGGCUGGGGGGCGUGGCCCACGUGGUCCCCGCCCCGUCCCCCCGGGGCGCGGGUGAUGGCGGCGGCGGCGGAGGCCGGCGGGGUUUACUUGGCCAUCGACGUCCCUGGUCACGGGAAGGUGGUGGUCGACAUCGGCUAUGGUGGCACUUUCUACGCCUUCCUCAGCGCUGAGCAGCUGGGCCUUGAUGUGUGCUCCUCAAAGACCAGAGACCUUGUCAAUGCGGCGAGCGCGGUGACGGAAGCGGUGAAGAAACAGUUCAAGCUUCAUCACCCUGAAAGUGAAGACCUGGCUUUCCUCUACGGCACCAUACUGACAGAUGGGAAAGACGCCUUUAGUGAGGAGCCCACCACCAACAUCUGUGUGUUUGCAGACGAACAGGUUGACCGAAGUCCGACUGGUUCGGGUGUGACAGCUCGCAUCGCCUUGCAGUACCAUAAGGGACUCAUCCAGCUGAAUCAGACCAGAAAGUUUCGGAGCAGCACCACGGGGUCCUUGUUCACCGGGAAGGCAGUGAAGGAAGCCAAGUUUGGGGACUACAACGCUGUCAUCGUGGAAGUCUCGGGAGAAGCCUUUUACACUGGUACAGCCACCUUCACUGUCGAAGAGGAGGACCCGCUGAAACAUGGGUUCUUCUUUAAGUGA
This is a messenger RNA of Haliaeetus leucocephalus (bald eagle), 699 nucleotides long. It is a transcript of the gene L3HYPDH, whose product is annotated as L-3-hydroxyproline dehydratase (trans-). Gene Ontology annotation, molecular function: hydro-lyase activity. The record is from RefSeq and is a predicted model, not a curated record. The transcript has 5 exons. Bases 1 to 699 code for a protein of 232 amino acids. NCBI's taxonomy places the organism in Eukaryota, Metazoa, Chordata, Aves, Accipitriformes, Accipitridae.